This is a messenger RNA of Rhodofomes roseus, 660 nucleotides long. RefSeq lists its product as uncharacterized. The record is from RefSeq and is a predicted model, not a curated record. Gene Ontology annotation, cellular component: endoplasmic reticulum membrane. Lineage: Eukaryota; Fungi; Basidiomycota; Agaricomycetes; Polyporales; Fomitopsidaceae. The coding region runs from base 96 to 428 and encodes 110 amino acids. The transcript is spliced from 4 exons. Gene Ontology annotation, biological process: vacuolar proton-transporting V-type ATPase complex assembly.
CCGGGCUAUCCCGGGCCUGCCAGGCGGAUCCAGAUCGGAUCGAGUCGUCGAUCGCAAGUCUUGCCACCGUCGAAACACGGAGCCACCCCUCUGUAAUGUCCGAUGCAAAAGAACAACCAUCUCAGCCUCCAGCUCUGAACGAACAGCCGUUGUUCAACACACUCCUCGCGCCAGGGUCGUCCCUACAUCCAACGUUGCUAUUGCUUCUAGAUGCAGCCUUCGUCGCUCUGUUCCUCGUUUUCCUCUCCCUGGCGAUUCUGACACGAGGGAAUGUACACCUUCUCGUGCUAAUGGUCAUAGAAGUCGCGCUGUGGGGCAGUGUCAAGUGGUUCGUGUACGAGCUGCAGAAGGCUCAACCAGUGGAAAAGGGGGACGCUGCGCCGUCUGUGGAAUUGAGCGAAACAGCUCCGAAACCCAAGCAAGAAUAAAAAUACUCCGUCUGCAGAUUUCGCCAAAGCCGCGUAGCAGUAACUAAUUUUACAAGUUUGGAACACUACCCAUAUACCCAGGAUACGUCCUACACAAGCGCUUUGUUCUUCGAGCGUUUUCCUGCGCGAGCAUGAACACUGCUCGAACAUCAGCGUCCGACGUAUUUUAUGCGAGCGAUGUGUCGUAACUCACGGUCUCGCUCUGUCCCAUCGAGGCCUUCUCGGAACGCCA